AUGGCAGCCAAAGAAGAGGCGGCCAAGCCGGUCAUCAUGAACGAGGAGGAGCUGAAGAGGAAGCAGAGGGAGAAGCUGAAGAAGCUCCAGGCCACGGGGGGCAAUCCUCGACCUGCACGCUCCCUCUUCUUCUUCACGCUCAAAAACCCCUUCCGCAAGGCCUGCAUCAACAUCGUGGAGUGGAAAACCUUUGAGAUCAUCAUUUUACUGACCAUCUUUGCCAACUGUGUGGCUCUGGCUGUGUUCCUGCCCAUGCCCGAGGAGGACAGCAAUAACACCAACUCAAGCUUGGAAAGUCUGGAGUAUAUCUUCUUGAUCAUCUUCACCUUAGAGUGCUUUCUGAAGAUUGUGGCGUACGGGUUCGUGUUCCAUGAGGGAGCCUAUUUACGGAACUGUUGGAACAUACUGGACUUUGUCAUCGUCUUCAUGGGCCUCUUCACUUUUGCUUUGGAUACCAUCAAUAAGAUAGCAGGUGUACCAAUGGAGAAAGGUGGGGGGUUUGAUAUGAAAGCCCUGAGAGCCUUCAGAGUGCUGCGACCCUUACGCCUGGUGUCUGGAGUCCCCAGUCUGCAGGUGGUGAUGAACUCCAUCCUCAAAGCCAUGCUGCCUCUGCUGCACAUUGCCCUGCUCGUCUUCUUACUCAUCACCAUCUAUGCCAUCGUAGGCCUGGAGCUCUUCAAGUGCAAGAUGCAUAAGACCUGCUAUUACGUUGGAACAAACAUCUAUGCUACUGCGGAGGGCGAGCUGCCUGCACCCUGUGCCCAAGCUGGUAACGGGCGCCGCUGCACCAUCAACGGCUCUGAGUGUCGGCCGGGCUGGGAAGGACCCAACAACGGCAUCACCCACUUUGAUAACUUUGGCUUUGCCAUGCUUACUGUCUUCCAGUCCAUCACUAUGGAGAGCUGGACUCGUGUGCUCUACUGGGUCAAUGAUGCCAUAGGUAAUGAAUGGCCCUGGCUCUACUUCAUUACCCUCAUUCUACUGGGCUCCUUCUUUGUGCUCAAUCUGGUUCUGGGCGUGCUCAGUGGAGAGUUUACCAAGGAACGAGAGAAAGCCAAGUCGCGUGGAGAGUUCCAGAAGUUGCGAGAGCGCCAGCAGCUGGAUGAGGAUCUCCAUGGCUACAUGGAGUGGAUCACUCACGCUGAGGUCCUGGACGCUGACCGAGAGGGAAAAGGUCUCCUGCCAUUGACCAAUGGAGAUUCUGAAACAGACAGCCUGUAUGACCUGGAAGGCAAGAGUCGAAUUGUUUAUUACUAUCGGCUGGCCCGUCGCUGGAAUCGUUUCUUCAGGAUGAAAUGCCUGGUAUAUGUGAAAACCAAGGCCUUUUACUGGCUGGUGAUGUUCCUCGUCUUCCUCAAUACCCUGGCCAUAGCUACAGAGUACCACCACCAGCCUGACUGGCUCACCUCCACACAAGACAUUGCCAGUAGGGUGCUGCUGGUGCUGUUUGUCCUGGAGAUGUUUGUGAAGAUGUAUGCUCUGGGCCCUAGAGCGUAUUUCAUGUCCCUGUUUAACCGUUUUGACUUCUUUGUGGUGCUAUGUGGCAUCCUGGAGAUGAUCCUGUUGUCCACUGAUGCCGUGCCACCCCUGGGCUUCUCUGUGCUCAGGUGUAUCAGGCUGCUGAGGUUCCUCAAGGUCACAAAGUACUGGACCUCUCUGAGUAAUCUGGUGGCCUCUCUCCUCAACUCUGUCCGCUCCAUUGCCUCUCUCCUCCUCCUUCUCUUCCUCUUCAUCGUCAUCUUCUCCCUCCUGGGCAUGCAGGUGUUUGGGGGGAAAUUCAACUUCCCUGACCACAGACCCCGACGCAGUAACUUCGACAACUUCCCUCAGGCUCUCAUCAGUGUGUUCCAGGUUCUAACAGGAGAGGACUGGACCACCAUCAUGUACAACGGCAUUAUGGCCCAUGGAGGUCCCACCUUCCCUGGCAUCCUGGUCAGCAUCUACUUCGUCAUCCUCUACGUCUGUGGGAACUACAUCCUCCUCAAUGUGUUCUUGGCCAUUGCUGUUGAUAAUCUGGCAGAGGCUGAGAGUCUGACUUCAGCUCAGAAGGAAAAGGCAGAAGAGAAGCUGAGGAAGAAGCUACUAAGAGCUAAGAUGCCUGACAAGACCGAUGAGGAGAGGGAGAGGCUAGCUAAGAAACUGGCUGAGCAAAGGGCCAAGAUCGAGGGCAUGCCCACCACAGCCAAGCUCAAAGUUGAUGAGUUUGAGUCCAACGUUAACGAAGUGAAAGAUCCGUUCCCUCCGGCAGACUUCCCAGGUGAUGACGAAGAGGAGGAGCCAGAUAUCCCUAUCAGCCCUCGGCCUCGACCAAUGGCUGACCUGCAGCUGAAGGAGGAAGCAGUUCCUUUGCCUGAGGCCAGCUCCUUCUUCAUCUUUGGCCCUCAGAACAAGUUCCGCAAGCUAUGCUACAAGAUUAUCAACGCCACUUCCUUCACCAACCUUAUCCUCCUGUUCAUCUUGCUCUCCUCCAUCUCUCUGGCUGCUGAAGAUCCCAUCGACCCCAAGUCCUACAGGAACCAGAUCUUGGCCUAUGCCGACAUUGUCUUCACAACUGUGUUCACCAUUGAGAUUGUACUGAAGAUGACGGUGUACGGAGCAUUCAUGCACGAGGGCUCCUUCUGCCGAAACUCCUUCAACAUCCUGGAUCUGAUUGUGGUCGGAGUUUCCCUGCUCUCUAUGGGAAUGGAGUCCAGUGCAAUCUCUGUGGUGAAGAUUCUCAGGGUGUUGAGGGUGCUGAGGCCUCUGAGAGCUAUAAACAGAGCCAAGGGGUUAAAGCACGUGGUCCAGUGUGUGUUUGUGGCCAUCAAAACCAUCGGCAACAUCGUCCUGGUCACCCUGCUGCUGAAUUUCAUGUUUGCCUGUAUAGGAGUCCAACUCUUCAAGGGUAAAUUCUACAGCUGCACAGACCCAUCCAAAGUGACUGCGGAGGAAUGCCAGGGAGUUUUCAUGAAGCACAUUGAGAAUUCCCUUCAGGAGACGGUGCUGGCCAAGAGAGAAUGGCUCAACAGUGACUUUAACUUUGACAACGUGCUCCACGGCAUGCUGGCUCUUUUCACAGUCUCCACAUUUGAGGGGUGGCCACAGCUGUUAUACACAGCCAUAGAUUCGGACAAAGAAGACAUGGGCCCUGUCUUCAACAAUCGUGUGGACAUGGCCAUCUUCUUCAUCAUCUACAUCAUUCUCAUCGCCUUCUUCAUGAUGAACAUCUUCGUGGGCUUUGUCAUUGUCACAUUCCAGGAGCAGGGCGAGGAGGAGUACAAGAACUGUGAGCUGGACAAGAACCAGCGUCAGUGUGUGCAGUACGCUCUGAAGGCUCGUCCUCUGAGGUGCUACAUCCCUAAGAACCCGUACCAGUACAGGGUCUGGUACAUAGUCACCUCCUGCUACUUUGAGUACCUCAUGUUCUUCUUAAUUAUGCUCAACACCUUGUGUCUGGGGAUGCAGCACUGUAACCAGUCAGACCAUGUCACCAAGCUGUCAGACACUCUGAAUCUGAUCUUCACUGUGCUCUUCACUGUGGAGAUGAUUCUCAAACUCAUGGCCUUCAAAGCUAAGGGCUACUUUGGAGACCCGUGGAACGUGUUUGACUUCCUCAUCGUGGUCGGCAGUGUCGUUGACGUCAUCCUGAGUGAGGUCGAUACCGCCCUGGCCGCCAGUGGAGGACUGUACUGUCUUCAUGGCUGUGCUGAGACAAAUCCUAUGCAAGCAAUUGCGGCCUCUGAGAACGCCUCGGUUUCCAUCACUUUCUUCCGACUCUUCCGUGUCAUGCGUCUGGUCAAGCUGCUCAAUCGAUCAGAGGGCAUCCGCAAUCUGCUGUGGACCUUCAUCAAGUCUUUCCAGGCUCUCCCACAUGUGGCUCUGCUCAUCAUCAUGCUCUUCUUCAUCUACGCUGUCAUUGGAAUGCAGAUCUUUGGAAAGAUUGCCCUGGUGGACGGCACCCAAAUCAACCGCAACAACAACUUCCAGACAUUCCCUCAGGCUGUUCUGAUGCUUUUCCGGUGUGCCACAGGAGAGGCUUGGCAGGAGAUCAUGCUGGCUUGUAUGUAUGGGAAGAAGUGUGACCCCAAGUCUGACUUCCUGCCAGGAGAGGAGUACACCUGUGGGGCCAACUUCGCUGUCUUCUACUUCCUCAGCUUCUACUGUCUUUGUGCCUUCCUGAUCCUCAACUUGUUUGUGGCUGUCAUCAUGGACAACUUUGACUACCUGACCCGUGAUUGGUCUCUGCUGGGUCCACAUCAUCUGGACGAGUUUAAGAAGAUCUGGGCUGAAUACGACCCUGAAGCAACGGGCCGAAUCAAACAUCUAGACGUGGUGACUUUGCUACGACGCAUCCAGCCUCCACUUGGCUUUGGCAAGUUCUGUCCUCAUCGCGCUGCGUGCAAGCGCUUAAUUGGGAUGAACAUGCCUCUGAACAGCGACGGCACAGUCACCUUCAACGCCACGCUGUUUGCUCUGGUCAGAACUGCCCUCAAGAUCAAAACAGAAGGUAACUUUGAGCAGGCCAAUGAGGAGUUGCGAGCCAUCAUCAAGCAAAUCUGGAAACGCACCAGUAUGAAACUGCUCGACCAGGUCAUUCCCCCUAUUGGAGAUGAUGAGGUGACCGUGGGGAAAUUCUAUGCCACCUUCCUGCUCCAAGACCACUUCCGUAAGUUCAUGAAGCGCCAAGAGGAGUAUUAUGGCUACCGGCCCACUAAGAAGUCCGCCUCAGGCCCAGAGAUCCAGGCUGGUCUGAGGACCAUAGAGGAAGAGGCGGCUAUGGAACUGCACAGGGCCAUUUCAGGAGACCUGCACAACGAGGAGGAGAUGGACAGAGCUAUGGAGGAGGCUGGAGAAGAGGGCAUCUAUAGGCGUACCCAUGGUCUGUUUGGGAACCAGGUGGACUCCUUCCCCUCAGAGCCUGCCAGUGCUCAGCCCCCCCAGAUAACCUGCCACCGGCCCCUCCAGUUCUCUGAGAGCCAGCCCCAGUCUCCGGUGGACUCUGCACCCUUCACCCCCACCACCGAGUUUUUCCCCACAACUGCCCCAAAAAGCAACACAAACAAUAACGCCUUCGCAGAAUUUUCAUUUGAGAGAGAAGGCAGUCCAGUGGAGUUUUACAACCCCAGUGAAGAUGCAGAGCCAGAACACCGGCGCUUUUCGAACUUCGUCGUGAGGACAGACAUCACCCAGUUCCCCUAUGACCCUAACUAUGGAGACAGCCAGUCUCAGUGCUCCCAUGCUGUUGCUGAAGGCCUGCCUGCAGCUGACCAGCUCGUCCAGGAGGCUCUAAUAGAGGGCGGCCUGGCCUCCCUGGCCAGAGACCCAGGCUUUGUGUCAGUGACCAAGAAGGAGAUGGCUGAAGCCAUGCGGAUCCCCAUGGCUGAGAUGGAGGGCAUGGCCCAGGGCAUUCUCAGUGGACGCUCCGGCCAGAGCACCUCUGUCAAGAAAAGACGUCCCGUCCCAGUUCCCCCCUCUGCUCCCUCUGUUACUGCUGAGAUGACACAGGAAGUGGGCCAGGCAGACGUCGCAGUGAAGAGGAAGAGGCGUCCGGUGCCUGUGCCUCCCUCUGUCCCUGUCCAAUCUGCACGGGAGCCAGCUGAGGCUGACACCAAAGUUUAG
Messenger RNA from Myripristis murdjan (pinecone soldierfish), 5598 nucleotides. RefSeq names its product calcium channel, voltage-dependent, L type, alpha 1S subunit, b (gene cacna1sb). Gene Ontology annotation, molecular function: calcium ion binding; high voltage-gated calcium channel activity. Gene Ontology annotation, biological process: calcium ion import across plasma membrane. Gene Ontology annotation, cellular component: voltage-gated calcium channel complex; membrane. Lineage: Eukaryota; Metazoa; Chordata; Actinopteri; Holocentriformes; Holocentridae. The record is from RefSeq and is a predicted model, not a curated record. The transcript has 45 exons. The coding region runs from base 1 to 5598 and encodes 1865 amino acids.